This is a messenger RNA of Nannospalax galili (Upper Galilee mountains blind mole rat), 1604 nucleotides long. It is a transcript of the gene B3galt6, whose product is annotated as beta-1,3-galactosyltransferase 6. NCBI's taxonomy places the organism in Eukaryota, Metazoa, Chordata, Mammalia, Rodentia, Spalacidae. Gene Ontology annotation, biological process: glycosaminoglycan biosynthetic process. The transcript has a single exon. The record is from RefSeq and is a predicted model, not a curated record. Gene Ontology annotation, molecular function: UDP-galactosyltransferase activity. Gene Ontology annotation, cellular component: membrane. Bases 153 to 1130 code for a protein of 325 amino acids.
CCGUUGCCGCCAGUGCUGUCAACGAGGGAGUGGGAACGCCGAGGGACUUGGUGCCUCGGGGCUCCUCCCACCACUACCUACGCGCGUUCCUCCGUCGCGCAGGCGCCUUCCGGCCAUUACGCCUGCGUACUCGGCGCCCUCCCGCCCGUGCCAUGAAGGUUUUGCGGCGCGCUUGGCGGCGCCGAGUGGCGCUGGGCCUGGGUGGCCUAGCGUUCUGCAGCGCCGCGCUGCUGUACCUAGCGCGCUGUGCAUCCGAAGGCGACACGUUCGCCGCCGCUGCAGCCGCUCAGCCCCGCGCCCAGGCCUUCCUGGCAGUGCUAGUAGCCAGUGCGCCGCGCGCCGGUGAGCGCCGUAGCGCAGUGCGAAGCACGUGGCUGGCAAAGGGGCGGCGCGGCGGCCCCAGCGACGUGUGGGCGCGUUUCGCCGUGGGCAUGAGCGGCCUGGAGCUGCAGGAGCGGCGCGCGCUGGAGCGCGAGCAGGCACAGCACGGUGACCUGCUGUUGCUGCCCGCCCUUCGCGACGCCUACGAGAACCUCACGGCCAAGGUCCUGGCCAUGCUGACCUGGCUGGACGAACACGUGGACUUCGAGUUCGUGCUCAAGGCGGAUGACGACUCUUUCGUGCGCCUAGACGCUCUCCUGGCCGAGCUGCGCGCCCGGGAGCCCGCGCGUCGCCGCCGCCUCUAUUGGGGCUUUUUCUCUGGGCGGGGACGCGUCAAGCCCGGAGGUCGCUGGCGAGAGGCUGCCUGGCAACUCUGCGACUACUACCUGCCCUAUGCGCUGGGCGGUGGGUACGUGCUCUCCUCGGACCUGGUGCACUACCUGCGUCUCAGCCGCGAGUACCUGCGUGCGUGGCAUAGUGAGGACGUGUCGUUGGGCGCCUGGCUGGCACCGGUGGAUGUGCAGCGCGAGCACGACCCACGCUUCGACACCGAGUACAAAUCUCGCGGCUGCAGCAACCAGUACCUGGUGACGCACAAGCAGAGCCCGGAGGACAUGCUGGAGAAGCAGCAGAUGCUGCUGCGAGAGGGCCGGUUGUGCAAGCGGGAAGUGCAACUGCGCCUCUCCUAUGUUUAUGACUGGUCGGCACCACCUUCACAGUGCUGCCAGCGAAAGGAGGGCAUCCCUUGAUGUCAUUGCAGACGUUGUAGCCUCUCUCAGCAUGGGAAAAUCUAGUCGAUGGUCUGGUGUGAGCUCAGCCUUCCAAGGGAACCUCAUUUAUCUAGUUAUUGUCGAAAAAUUGAUGGCCACUGGCAGCUUACAAUAUCCAGCCCAGCUCCCAGCAGUUCACCUGCCUAGGGUGUGCACAUUAGUGGUCCCAUAUAAGGCCUGCCCAAUGGCAUCUGGCUGUGGGGUUGGACACUUCAUCCCAACUCCCACCCAGUGCAGUGCCACUAUCAGCCAGUUGGAGUAUGAGGCCAGGGCACUUCUCCAACAUGGGGAGCCUGCAGCUUCCCCAGUCUGCCCCUACUUGCACUGUACAGCUCACUGCCCAUCUUGAAUGCCCUGCACAGCACUCUCCAUAGACUGACCUGCACUGUAUGUUGAACUCAGCUGUGUAUUACCCUCCAAAUAUCAUUUGCCAAAAUUAAUGUAUUGUUUGGA